Acanthoscelides obtectus is the source of this 234-nucleotide messenger RNA. Lineage: Eukaryota; Metazoa; Arthropoda; Insecta; Coleoptera; Chrysomelidae. The record is from the annotation of a GenBank genome assembly.
AUGCUAAAAUUAAGAAAAGUGACGAUACUGAUGAUGAGGCCGAUGAUAACCCUGAAUGCUUUUACUGUGGGGAAGUUUGGUCUAAAUCAAAACAUGAAGAUGGCUGGAUACAGUGCUCUAGCUGCAAGCGAUGGGCCCAUGAAGCAUGCUCGGGUUGUGAUGACGCCGAUGAUGUCUUUCAUUGCGAAUUCUGUUCGUGAGAAUAUUUUCUUUUUAUUGAAUGUUAAUGAAUAA